AUGAGAAUUGGAGCAUUUUCGGUCACCAGCGGUAGAGUCGUAGCGACCGACACACUUCAAAAGGCAGCUGGAUUCCAGCGGGAGGGAGACUCAGAGUGCAAUGAAGACUGCGGCUUGAUGGCUUCCUGGACAAUUGACGGCGUCCAGAACGGAAUAUGGAUUGCAGGCACCAUGCAAACACUUGACGCAAGGCAUUAUGAGCUGUUUCUACAUGAUGAGUGGAAAUGUGGGGAGUGGAAAUACGAGCAGCUAGCCUCACACGAAGCGCCGUUUCACUGUCCCCAAGCUGCUGGUGGACUUUUUGAUGCAGGAACCAUUGGCCGUCAAGAGCUAAAAGGUAAGCGCAACUCCAUUACUGGCCGGAUGUAG
Molecule: messenger RNA, 369 nt
Organism: Closterium sp. NIES-65
Lineage: Eukaryota; Viridiplantae; Streptophyta; Zygnematophyceae; Desmidiales; Closteriaceae
Source: the annotation of a GenBank genome assembly